Messenger RNA from Mercurialis annua (annual mercury), 1755 nucleotides. Its product is annotated as pentatricopeptide repeat-containing protein At2g29760, chloroplastic-like. Gene Ontology annotation, molecular function: RNA binding; protein binding. The transcript has a single exon. Gene Ontology annotation, biological process: RNA modification. Lineage: Eukaryota; Viridiplantae; Streptophyta; Magnoliopsida; Malpighiales; Euphorbiaceae. Bases 1 to 1755 code for a protein of 584 amino acids. The record is from RefSeq and is a predicted model, not a curated record.
AUGUCAGCUCUCCCGCCUUCUCUCUCACCCGCCAAAACUCCCGACCACUUCACCACCUCCGUUCAUCUCCAACUCCAACAAAGCCUCUCUCUCUUAGAACUCUGCAAAUACACCUUAGAGUUCAAACAAGUCCACGCCAAACUCACCAAACUCGGCCACAUUGCCAACCCAUUAGCCCUCACUAGACUCUUGUGCUACUCCUCAAUCUCCCGUCACUCUGAUAUUCAAUAUUCUCAAUCCAUCUUCAAUCUCGAUCAAAACCCUAAUACAUUUGCUUACAAUGUGCUCAUUCGAGGCUAUGCACAGAGCGAAUACCCCGAAAAGGCGCUUCCUUUGUUUUAUGAUAUGAUUUGCAAUGCGAAUUCUGCUCCAAAUCAGUUAACUUUUCCUUUUCUUUUUAAAGCUUGUUCUGCGGUUAAAGCUGUGAAGGAGGGUAAACAGAUACAUGGGCUGGUCUUGAAAUAUGGGUUGAGCAAAGAUCUUUUUGUUCAGAACAGUUUGAUCAGCUUGUACUCAGCUUGUGGUUGUAUUGAUUAUGCUUACCAAGUGUUUGAUAAAAUAGCUGAACCAGAUAUUUUUUCUAAAAAUACAAUUAUUCGGGGUUUGGUUGAGUCGGGAUAUGUAGAGGAAGCGAGAUUGGUGUUUGAUGAAAUGCCUAAUAGAAAUUUAGUUACUUGGAAUUGUAUGGUUGAUGGGUAUGUUAAAGUAGGGUUGUUGAAGCAAGGUAGAGAACUGUUUGAUCAAAUUGAGGGGAAAGAUUCAAUUUCUUGGAAUACUUUGAUUUCAGGGUAUGUUAGAUCAGAUUUAAUGGAGGAUGCUCGGACAUUGUUUAAUCAGAUGCCAUCGGAGCUUAAAGAUCUGAUCACUUUUAACUUGAUGAUUGAUGGGUAUGCGAGAGAUGGUGAAUAUGGAGAGGUACUUCACAUAUUUCGAGAGGUGCAGAAGGCAAAUGUAGAGCUAAAUAAGUUUACAAUUGUGAGUGUUCUCACUGCUUGUUCCAAUUUAGCAGCUCUAGACCAAGGUGAAUGGAUUGAAACUUAUAUACAAAGGAAUGGAAUUAAUGUCGAUGCAAUUCUCGGAACUGCUUUGGCUGAUAUGUUCGCCAAGUGUGGACACAUUAAGAGGGCUCUUUCUGUUUUUGAAAGUAUGGAGGAAAUGAGCGUCGAAUCUUGGAAUUCGAUGAUUCAUAAUCUCGGUGUUCAUGGUUAUGGGCAAGAAGCAUUAACAAUGUUUUCGGACAUGUUAAAAUUCAACAUUCAGCCGGACGAAAUAACAUUUGUAUGUUUGUUGAGUGCUUGCCGCCAUUCAGGGCUUGUCGAUGAAGGUAAAAAGUAUUUUCGGCUCAUGAGUGAAGAAUAUGACAUGGUACCGAAGGUUGAACAUUAUGGUUGUAUGGUAGACCUUUUCUGCCGUGCAAAUAUGUUGGAAGAAGCAAGAUGCUUAAUUGAAACUUCACGGAUGACAUCCAGUGUUCCUAUGUGGGGUGCCCUUCUCGGAGCUUCGUGCCGACUCGGGAAUAUGGCAAUGGGCGAAUAUGCUGCAGAGCGUAUCUUGGAACUAGACCCCUUCGAUGGCAGCUGUUAUAUUGUUUUAUCGAAUAUGUACUCAGCCGCAGGCUUGUAUGAAAAAGCCAGAGAAGUGAGAAAAAUGAUGAAUGACCAAGGAAUAGACAAAGUCCCCGGCAGCAGUUCCAUAGAAAUUGAUGGAUGGUUACACGAGUUUAGAAUAAGCUCUAGUAGUCCUGCAUUAAGUUAG